Molecule: messenger RNA, 14215 nt
Organism: Pocillopora meandrina
Lineage: Eukaryota; Metazoa; Cnidaria; Anthozoa; Scleractinia; Pocilloporidae
Source: the annotation of a GenBank genome assembly
AUGGAGGGAAAGAACAAUGACCGCUUUGAAACCCAUCCCACCUCUCAAACAUUGCGAUGGUACCUUCUAGCAAAUUCCCAAAAAUUCUAUGUUUUGGAGCUGAUGGCUGCAUUGAUUCUUCUUGCCUUGGGACUCACUGAAAAACCACCAGCACUAAAAGCUAAUAAUUUGAGUGUUCCAGUCGAGGUAAGUGUACACUCAGCUCAGGCAGAGGUGUUAUGGGAGUGGGGGGAGAGGGGGGGGUUGAAAGGGAAAGUUAUACAACAUAUGGCUUUACAAAGUAUGAAUAAAGGGAGUAACUUUCGAACUUUUGCUUGGGGCUUGGAAACUAGACAGACUUUGAACUUGACAUGAUAACCCAAUAUCUGCCACAGAUAUUGAGUUAUCGUAUCAACUUCACAUGCUAUUGUAUACUGAAUGUAUGCUCAUAGUUCUCCUAGGGUUAGCCUAACCCUAAGCAAGUCUAAUGUAUAAUAAUGUCCAUUGGCCACCAUAAAGAGUUUCUAAAGCUGAUAUUUCCAGCGCUAGCCCUUCAUCAGAGCAAAAGUGUGAUCCUGAUUUAGAAAAUGACAAUGAGAAGAUGCAAAAAUGAAUAUUUUACUAAGCCAAUUUUAUACUGGGAAAGUGUCUCCCAAUUUGAGGGUCACUGUGGCUCUCCUACCUUCCCCACCUACUCUCCUUUACAGCUGCAGAUUACACUUGUGAUUAUAAUGCAGUUGUAUUUUUGGGUAAAUGCAAAAUAAUUAACCUCUAAGUUGUGUUUUAACAUGAUGUCCUUAAGCAUAGAGAGAUUGAUUCUAUAAGUAGUCAAGAAGUAAAUCCUUCAGUAUCAACCAAUGAUUGAAAUAGCAGUUUUACUGAAUAAUUUAGAGGGCUUACUAUUUAAUAUGGGUAAUUGAUAUAUAAGAUUAAUAAUUUGAUAUUGUAAAUUACAAUAAUGAAUUCAAUAUUGUUUACCAGGUUCAUGCAGCCGUGGAGAUUCUCUCACUGAUGAUUGUCCUUGCUGGACGUGCUGUAAAACUGAAAUGGCAGGGAACAAAGCUUUUCUUCUCCCAUAAGAGAACGCUUUUCACGGUACAUUACAGUGCUACUUUGGUUGUAACAUGCAUUAAUUUUCCGUCACAAAGGGUUGAUAGAGGGCUUUUCAAGUGAAAGUAUAAAAAAACAAAGCCAAAUUAAUUACAGCGACAACCAGAAAAAUGAAAAAGAAAUUACCAGAAGCUGAUUAGGACUUGAAUUAAAAACAACCAGAAUGCUCAGAGGAUGGAACUAAAUGUGCACAAGCUAUCACACUGCAAUUGGUUGAAGUUUUACAUCUAAUUCGUUGAGAAGGUAGUAAAACUUUUAUGGACCAAUCGCCAAGUGAGUGAUUGUAAUCUUGGAUUGUUCUCAACACUUGAUUGAAAUUUCUCUAUCUGGACAAACUGGGUGUGGAUGUUUUAGUAAGAUAAUUAGCAUCAUUAUUAUAAUUGUAAUUGGAAAGGAAGUGAGACUCAGAGGGAGUACUUAGUUUGAUAAAAAUGACAGGGAUUCUUACUAUCUAGAACCUCUUAAGUGCCACUCUCGCUAAGAGCGGUCCUCUCGACUUUACUGUUCUGGUGUUUAGAACAUACCGCUAACUGUUUUAUUUUUUCCACAUCAGGGCUGAAAUACCCAAAGCCACUCCAAUCUUUGCUUUCCGUGAAUCAAGUAAACAUUUAAACGAUAAAAUUCUCAUUAAAAUGUAACAUUCUUCAGUCCAUUUGAAUAACUUUCGAUUCCAAUUCGUUACAUUAACUAAUUUUGGUUCCAACUCGUAGAACCUGCGAAACAGGUCGUAUGACAAAGAGAAAAGUUUGCACACUCACGUCACGCAAUACAUCAAGCUGGGUUUGUCCAGUUGAUUUUGAUGGUCGCAAGGAAAUGUCGAGUAUGUCGCUCAAAUCCGUUGUGGUCCAUAAGAGCGUAACAUCAUUAAUGACGGAAACAAGUUUGCAGAAAGAGGGUUAGUUCAUCGGGUUCCGUAUACUAAAUCUCGGGAGAAACUGCAAGAAUUGUUUCGGAGUGUAUGCGUGUUGUUUUGUAAAUAUAAACUCUUCAACCUAUUUUAACUUGUUUUUGUGUCCUUUUAAGCAACGCGAUAUGUCUGUUAUGACCAGAGUGCCAAAUUGGCUAAACUUCAGAAUACCCCGCAACUUUGGUCCGCCUCACUUACAUGUGUCGGGAGGCUUUGAAGAUCGAGGCAUAACACAAUAGACGCUAUUCUUAUUCAAUGACAUGUAAAUGAGUUGCGGGGUAUUCUGAAGUUGCUCCGCCAAAUUUCAUUCUUUAAUUUUGAUCUUCUCCACACUGCAUAGUUCAUGACCUGAUAUUUCAACGUAAAUUAUGGAGAAGGCGCCUUCCGAUCACCUUUGUCUACUUUGAAAGUCACGCAAGCGCGUAAGCGUUACGACCGAUCACGUUUACGCAAUGUUUUAGGACAACUCGGCAUCUAAUCUCCAUUCAGUUGCUGUGAAAACCUAAAAUCCUCAACGUAGAAGAUAAACGAACGAAGUUUGAACUGUCAAAAGGAGAUCUUGGUCAAUUCCAAGAAUCAUGCAAAUGAUCUUUGACACGAGCGCAAUUGAGCAAACACAUGGAUUUGCGUUGUUUUUAAGAAGUUGGUGGAUGGAAGCUAGAGAUAUACCCGCGGGUUUGAGGCAAUCCGUGACCUCAUUGGUGUAUAAACUAUGCACUGAUAUGCUUUUUCGGCCCGAUUAACGCCUGCAUUUUGAGAAUUCUUUCGUACAAACUAGUGAAUUUUUGAUAUGCAAACUAAGGUCGAAGAGCAGGGUCUCCUCUGAUCACGCUGGUAUGAAAAAUAUUUCAGCUGAAGUUUCCAUAUUUUGUCUUUGAACUAACUGAAUACACCUUAUAACAUGUAGCAAGAUAGAAUUCCGUGAGCUACAUUGUUGCAGUCGCUGUGCGCUGGACAAAAUCUUUGAAAUUGACACUUUCGAUCGCUGUUCACAGAGGUGGUCUGGCCAAAAAUGAUUUUUGGCUCGUGGCGAAGCAAAAAAAGAGAAUUGGAGAACAACUUAACUAUUUUUGAAACAUGUACUCUAAACCCUUUUCAUGGGCAAAAAAUAAAAGAAAACUUCGAGAAAAAUUGACACUUUCGAUCGCUGUUCACAGAAGUGGUCUGGCCAAAAAUGAUUUUUGGCUCCUGGCGAAGCAAAAAAAGAGAAUUGGAGAACAACUAAACUAUUUUUGAAACAUGUGCCCUAAACCCUUUUCAUGGGCAAAAAAUAAAAGAAAACUUUUUUCCGACGGGAAGUCGAGAGGACCGCUCUUAGCGGGAGCGGCACUUAGGUGUUAUAGAUCGAUAUGGGUCUGGCAAUAUAUUUUUUGGCUUGCUGAAAUACCAAUCCAACUUUAAAACAAUUCAAAUGUUUCACCUACUAUCAGGUUGUUAUUUGGUGCGUGGUAUUUGUAGAAGCCAUUGUGGUGCUGGUGAGAAGGGAGAAUCAUUUUCGAGUAACAAGAUCUCUGCGCCCACUCUUUCUUAUUGACACGCAUUAUUGUUCUGGGGUGAGAAGGUGAGUCUCGUUCUGUAAGUUAAAAUUGAAGUUAAAAUUGUCACUGUGGUUUGUGUAAAUAAAUUUUUUGUUUAUUGUUUCAACCUCAGAGUAUUGACAGGGUCCAAAAAUCUCUCCUGGAAGAAUUUUCCUACUAAAUUCGUGAUCAAUGUUGAAAUAACACCAAUCUCAAAGGUAGAUCUUGGGGAGGGAUCAGUUUUGGGGUUCACUGUUCAAGGGCUACAGAUCAGUUUAUCUUGGGGAUCAUCCUAUAAAGAGUACCCCUCCCAAUCAGGGAAAAUAAAGCUGUAACAUAUCCUGAUAAGAGAGCACUGGGAUUGGUAAUCCACCAAUUCAAGACGUUGGCAGCAAAAUGUCUUUGGCUGUUUUGAACUUCUAUUUUCUGAAAUGACUGUUAUUUCUUCCUGUUGUUUGAAUGAGAUUCAUGCACUCUCUUUUACUUUAAAUUUUUAGGGUUCUCAGACAGAUUUUACUUUCACUUCCCCCAAUCCUGUACAUGCUCUUUCUGCUGUUUUUUAUCAUGGUAAUCUUUGCUAUGUUAGGUAAGAAAUAAGAAAAAAAUUAGUAUUAGAGAAGUAUGCUCCAGAAAUCAGUUGUUAGCUUUUAUGUUGUUCAUUAGAAGGAAUGAUAUAUGAAAGGCACUGGUUACCAAAUUCUGAGAUUGAUUAGAGUUAACUCCAUGAAUUCCUAAAUGAAAUGAUUUGUGAAGAAUUGUUAUCUUGGAGUGUAGAUUGUAGAAGUUGUUUUCUAGUUUACUAAUCAUUCUUAUUACAGUUGAAGAGACAUUUGGCUCAGAUAUAUGAUCUACCAUCUUUUUAACAUUGUUUUAUGAAACAACAUUUCACCAACAGUUUCUGUAAUGGGGCCAACACUGACAUAAAUCAAUGUAACAACACUGUGUUAGAGAAAUUUUUUAUAUUGACGGAACCUCCAAGUGUCUAUUAAAUCUCAAUUCAUUUAUUAAACUUGAAAGCUCGUAAAAAUUGAAGUACAUUAAAUUGAAAAAAGGCAUUACCAUUCAAUAUACACUAAUCAAAAUGUCUUAAACUCAAAAUAGUGGAUUGUUGUCGGUGUAAACAGUGAAGAAGGUGGAGUAGUACAAGUAAUCACGGAACUUCUCAGUUACUGCCCAUUUGAGGGCAAGGAACUCCAAUUUUCCCGCGUGCAUGUGGUAAUUUUUCUCUGCUGGAGUUAGUGUCCUAGAGGCAUAACCUAGAACUCUGAGCUUCCCGUCCUGUUCUUGAUACAAUACAGCUCCAAGUCCCUCUUGCGAGGCGUCUGUGUGAAGUACAAAUGGCUUCGUAAAGUCGGGAAAUGCCAUCACUGGAGGAGAAGUCAGUCGGUCGACCAGCAUGUCAAGCCGCUUCUGAUGUUCCUCUGUCCAUGUUACCUUAUGAUUAUUAGCCAAUCGAUCAGGGCCAGCCAUUAGAUCGUACAGGGGCUUAGCUAUGCGUGAGAAAUCCUGGAUGUAUUGCCUGUAGUAACUCAGGAACCCUAGCAAUUUACGCACAUCACCCACUGUUGCUGGUUUCUGUUUCGCCAAGUUGUGUACGGCAGCCGUGUCCUCUGGGUCUAGAGAGUAGCCAUCGCCGGAAACAACCCGCCCCAAAUAUCUAACUUGUCGUUGGAAGAACUUGCACUUUGAUGGCUUUAACUUUAUCCCAUGUUCCUGCAGUCGACGCAGGACUUGUUGGACAUCCUGAACGUGUUGCUCAAAGGUCUUACUAUACACCAAGACAUCAUCCAGGUAGGGGAUACAGAUGUUGUCACGUAAGCCAUCUAGACAUUCAUUCAUGCACCUUUGGAAUGCCGCCGGUGCAUUCAUUAACCCAAACGGUAUUCUAUUCCAUUGAUACAAUCCCCAGGGGGUCACGAAUGCAGUCAGGGGGCGGCUUUCUUCUGUCAUAAAGCCUUGGUGGUAGGCCUUCCCUUGGUCCAGAACUGUAAACCAUUUGUUGCCGCCUAGGCCAUUUAAGAUAUCCUGUAUACGGGGAAUCGGCUGUCGUUCUGGAUAUGUUUUCUUGUUCAAUUCUCGAUAAUCAAUACAAAGUCGCAGACUUCCAUCCUUUUUUGCGAACACAGACCAUGGGUGAGGAGUAAGCCGAACAGGACUUGCAGAUCCAAUUUCGAUUAAUCAAGUCUUCUAAGUACUCUUUCACUUCCCCAUAGAGUGGCUUGGGGAUGGAGAUAUAGUUCUUCUGUACUGGCUCAUUGUCCUUUAACUGGAGAUCAAGCACCAAGUUCUCCACGCAGCCAACCUCAUCGUCGUUUCUUGCAAAGGCACCAGCUUCUUGCCGUAGCAUUUCGUGGACGAUCAAUUGUUCAUUGUCUUCUAGCUGACUCAAGUCAACUGGUGGCUCCCAUCCAUCUUGUUCCUGACCAGGAUGCAAGGUAGCUUCAGGGUAAAAUCCUCGUCUCCUCGAGAGUACGAGUCGGGAGUAUUUGGAAUUGGUAGAACUGACUUUACCAGGUGUAUCCGGCCCAAUUCUGUUCUGCGCUUUAACAAGAUGUUUCUGUCUGUAUUGUUUUGGACCACGACGGCCACGUGACUAGAGGUUCCCGGGUUAUUUUAGUAAGUUCCUCGCCCAAUUCCAGUCCGUCUGGGAGCUCGCUGUCUUCCUUGGGCUCAAAUAUUACUGGCAUCCCCUCUGGAACUGGUCCGAGGUGAGUUUGACACUUAACUGUCGUUGCCUCUCCUUUUUGGCAGCAUAACAUCUCUCUUUCCGACUUUAACAGCUGCAGUACCGGUAUCCUGUGUUCUUGACUGGAUCAGAUUGAUCAGGGUACCUACGCGAGUAUGAUGAAUUGAAGGGAAUGACUGCUGAAUGAUGUUACUUGCCGCUUGGUGGUUUCCACCAUGUUGAGCGAGGACUUCUUCUAUAACAUUGAAGCCAAUGAUUGGGUACUCUUGUUCCUUUUGUCCCACCAGUACUGGAACUGUCAGCUCAUGAGCAGUUGUAUCAUCUCCAGCCAACUUAAACCCGACCUCAAUCCAACCGUCAAAUGGAAUGUUUGUCCCAUUCAUCGCUUCCAAAUUCAACUCUUCUCCUGCUCCCAACAACUCUUCAACAUUUCUUAACACCUCCAGCGGUAAGUGAGUUUGUUGCCACUUCCUUGACACAACACAAACCUGGGAACCUGUAUCCCAUAAUGCCUCCACUUCCUUUCCUUGAAUUAGGCAUUUUACCACGCACCUCCGUCCCACGAUUUUUGUCAGUCCGAGCUGCUGCCUUGGCGUCAGGUGGUAGGGAAACGUCGUGUUCAAAUCAUCGCCAUCAUCUCCGGCUGCUUUCUGUUUCUCAAGUUCCUGUAUAGCCAUGCAAACUGGUUUAUGCACAGUUCUGUAUUUUACUUGACAUUCUUUUGAAUAAUAUCUAUUGAUCUUACAGGCUCCGCAGCGGUUAAGUGGUACAUGGUCUGUGCUUUGUUUUCCACACUGCACGUAACGGGACUGAUUUUCUUGCCUGGUCACACCCUGUCCCAUGGGCGUGACCUCUGGCCAUUCCCCUGAGAUUCUGCCGGAGAGCGUCGGCUGAAUUGGGCAUUACACUCGCGUACAUAAUGGCCACUCGCCCCACACCUGAAGCAAUGGUUGCACGGCCAUCCAUUCCCACUUUGUUGGCAGGUCCUACACAGUGGGGGUUGUCUCAUAGGCUGUUGUGUGAGGGGGUUUGAGCCCGGAGUGGGGCCCGAACUCUCUCUUUGACUGCGGCCACUUCUGCCUUGAGCUCCCUUAGUUCUUUCAUGAGACCUUCCUCCACCCCAUUAUUCUUUGUCUCCUGCUUGUCCCUCCCUUUUGAACAGCAUUUACCUUGGGGUUAGCUGUGAACCGAAUUUCUGUGAUCGCUCCAGUUCGUCACUGGAACACACAUUUAAUUUCUCGAAUAGUUCUUCAUCGCUUAUAAAUUUCUUUUCCAAGUAAGGCUUCAUUUCGAUCUUGAUAUUCUCACUUUGCAGGCCAAGGGAAAAGCUAUGGACAAACAUGCCAUGUACUAAGGUAGGAUCAUAUUUCAGGUCCGAGUCAGUUUCUUGAGAUGCAAACAAGAUCUUCUGUUUCAAAUCGAGAAGGCGGAUCAAAAAUUCUUGAGGUUUUUCCUUUGGCUGUUGUACAGUUGAGCUCAACUGAUGAUAUAGUUCGGUUGCUGUUCUCUCCUGAUAAUGAGAACGCAUAAUUCUCCUCAAUUUGGCCAGUGUUAAAUCUACCUUACCCUCCAAAUAACUUCUUAGGCUUAACGCCGGAUUUAUCGCUUUUAUCACAGCCUCUUUAAUUUCAUCCUCUGUAUAGUCGUUCUUUAAACCAUUCUCAAUUUGAUGCACUAGCGAGGAAAAACUCAAACGAUCCUUCUGCGACACGUCGCCAAUCUGGCCCGAAAUCUUGAAGUCGCGUUUGAAUUUUGAAAUUGACACCACGGGAUUUUGCUCUAUUUUGACGGUCGCUUUACUAUUUUCAGAAGCUUUCGGCGGUUCCGUUUUCUGUUCCGGUACAAAUUUUCCCUGCAUACUUAGAGACGACGACAACACUUUGAGCUUCUCAUUAUCUAAUUCUUCCGUUUCGAGGUAUUUAUUUAGAGCUCGGAUAAAACCAACCUUCCCUUGCUCUCAGGCGGUACAGUAAUGUUCAGCCCACUACAAACUUCUUUAAGCCUUUCCUCGCUCAAGGAACACAACGCGGCCUGAAUUUCGAUCUGCAGACUCUCGGUAUCCAUCAUACUUCCAAAAAUAAUCUUUCGUACUCACCAAUAGUGCAAUCAGCCGUUCACAAAAGAAAUGCGACACUUUACGUCCAGAUCAGUCCGCCGUCGACAGCAAUCGACCACAACCAACUCGCGCUCGACGAAUCAACCAAGCGUGCCAAUUACUUUGUCCUUCACAACCCAAGGCAGUUCUUCGUCGAUGAUAAGCCUCUUCGGUCGAGUCCUGGCAGGGUCGCCAAUGUUACACACUCAAAUCACCAGAUUAAUUAAACACAAGGUUGUAUUUAUUCGAAAACUUCGAGCACAUGCUUUUCUGUUUUUUUUCCCGACACCCUUUGUGGUUCAUGAACUCAACAAAACAUGUCACGCACUCUACAUAAGUGAUACAGAACUACCCUUGAUUGUACACGUUUAGGUAUAUAAAUCCAAAUAUAAACAAGAUGACAUACCUCUUUCCCCAUUCUAUUACUCUAAUAUUUCAACAAUCCUUCAAUCUAUCUUCUCUUCUGACUACACGUGUAACUCACACGUCUCGUGGCUGAAUGAAACAUAAUGCUAACAAUUCAAAAGCAUGUCACACAAACCAAAGGGUAUUGAAAGUCAUGCAAAUAACCAAAAAUAGCCUUCAUUACAGUUUCCUUAUUGCUUGCAGGGUUCUAUCUGUUUUCUGACAAUGAAAAGGAUCAGGUAAUUUUAUUUAUUUACUAAACCUACUUAUCAAACAUGUUGACAUAUUUGACAGACCAAUUUUCUUUUCCACCAUCACACCUCACUCGCAUGCUAGAUUAUUCAAUUAAAGAAAAGUUAACUGCUUAUUAGACUUCUAGUCUUUCCAAGGACUUCUAUUUAAUUCAGUCUUCUUUUGCAAAUUAGUUUUUCAGCAGCUUUGGGAGAAGCUUCAUCAGCUUAUUUGUGUUACUUACAACAGCAAAGUAGGUGAAAUUAAAUAGUUAUUCAUAAGUUAAGCAAGAAUGAUUUUAGUUCCUUGAAAUAUUCUCCCUCUUAUUAAUUACACUAAAUUUGUGGAUUCUUUUCUACAGUUAUCCUGAUGUAAUGAUGCCAGCAUAUAUCAGAUCACGAUGGUCUGUUAUCUACUUUGCUGUUUACAUUGCAGUUGUUCUUUACUUUCUCAUGAGUCUGGUAAGGUUUCAACACACCACAAUGUUAGUUAGCCAGACCAUAAGUCACUCAUUACUUUGUCAUGACAAAAAGUUUUGUAAUUUUUUUUUCCAAAUUUUGGCCCCAAACAAAAUUAAUUACAUGUAGCCCAUGGUAAACAUACAAUGUUUUCUUGCUUUAACAUUGCAGCUUUUGGCUGUGGUUUAUGAUGACUUUACAAACAUUUUAAAGGAUAAGUUUAAAAAACUCUUUCUUCAUAAAAGGUAAGAAUUUCUGGGGCAAAUCAGUUGAAUUUUGGCUAGUGUCUGCAACCUGAUGGUUUUAGUUAUUAUAAGGAAUUCUAACUACUUCAUGAUGUCAACUCAACACCAUUCACAAUAUUUCUUUCUCUUCCCUCUAUUCUCCUUCUUAAUGGUCCAGGUCAGGGAGGAAAGAAAGAUCUUAAGAAUCUGACGCACUUCAGAGUAACAAAAGUUUCUCAGACUUUAAAUGUGUUUGUUAAAGUCUUGACUGGUAUAGUUUUCUUUUCUCUAAGGAAAGGUAUAAGAAAAGCUUACAAACUUCUCCACGGUGAAAAUGUAAGUUGUUGAUAAGUUAGUUAUGUAUUAUUAGUUUAUUAUUAACAAUGAACUGGUCAGUCAGUCAGUCAAAUAGGUCAUCUUCUGUCUGUCAGUGGAGCAGACAGCCAGGAGACAAGUACCAGUAGGCCAUGAGUCAGUCAGUAAGUUAGGCAUUAGGUUUUCAAUCUAGUGGUCUGUCAGUUUGUCUGAGUUAGUCAAUACCCAAUUUAAUUAAUUCCCUGAAAUAGUCCACUUUCAAAUAACUAUUGUGUCAAACUAAAUUUAACAACUUAGGUCUUGAUUCAAGGCAGGGUCAUUUAUAUGUCAAUUACAAAUUUCCAGGCACAAAAAAAAUAAUCUACCCCUGAGGUAAGAUAAUUUACACUUUUUUUCAUAGCCUCCACAUGGGAUCCCAUGGGAAACUUUUAAAGGCUUGAUGUCACAUUACGACCCCAAAAGGAGUAAGUGCUUUAAUUUACUUAUAAGUAAAAAAUGUGCUCAAAGUGUUUAUUACUUUUUACGAGUUCGCAAUUAACUAUAAUAUUUUGAAUAUUAUUAUCGAUAGUCAGUCAAUAAGAGCCUGGACUAGUCUCAAAUCUUACUCACACACACUAUUGUUGUGGUUUAAAUAUUUUAGAGAAAUAUUAUUAAGGUCAUUAAUCUAAAGAUUGUUACUUUUCCAACAGCUGAUGUGGAGAAUUAUCUUUUUUUUAAGUCACUAAAUGAAAGUAACACUGGACAACUAAGGUAAUGUCCUCUUUCAAAAAUGCAUUAUUUUUAGGUUUUUCUAAAGAUUUGAAUUGGUAAUUUGUUUUUCGGCUUCAUUGUAGUUUAGAAUUUAUUUAGUUUCUACAUCUGGUACCAUUGUAGUUUGACUGUGACUCAAUAUUUAUACUUACUGGUAGUUAUCAACUUUUAUUUUAGCCUGGAUGAAUUUUACAAUGUUUUUGAAAACAGUGAGAUGAGGUGGAAGCGGGUAUGUGUCUAUUAUUUUAUCCAAAGAAAUUGAAGAACAUUUUGAAAAACACAAGUUCAAACCCUGCUAAAACUACUGUAAAAAUCGUGUUAUGAUUUAUCUCACAUGGUUACUGUUGUUGUUUUCUUAAAGGUAACAGAACAUUACAAUCAGUGGUUUAGGUGUUUUAGGUCAUGUACCUGUUUGUACCGCACACUUAAAGGCAAGAUUUAAUAUCCAUGUUCAGUGUAUUUGAAUCGUCUUUUUAGGGCGGUGUUCGAAUUGAGUGUCGUAAAACCAAAACCAGAGUAGCGACAACCACCAAUCAGAAGACAGGAAAAUACUUUAAGAGCAAAUUAGAACUCAAAGUGAAAAGAAGUAAACUGCCUAAAGCGCGGGAAAACGCGGGUGACCAUGUCGUGAUUGGUUUUAGUUUUGAAUCUGAUUGGUUGAGGAAGUAGUGGAAGUCUUCCGGACCAAUCACUGAACGAAAGAAAGCAAAACCAAAGAAAUUCCGAAUUACUUUCGACACUCAAUUCAAAAUUGCUAUAUAAGUGGGAAUUAAUUGUCCAGCCAAGACAGGGAGGAUAACGACUGUGUAAACACUUAUUUUUACCUCUGGUUCCUUUGGCCUCGGAUAUCUCAGAAAUUAUAUCUUUCUUUUGUAAAAUAGAGAAUUGUGAGCAGUUGGCAGGAAGUUAUUCAUGUAAACUUUUCUGACUUGGAAUUCUCUUAAAUCUCCUCAUCCACUUCUAGUGGCCUUUUUGACAGUCUUUUCAAAAAAUUGUGCUUGAAAUUUUUCAAACUCUUUUUCUGUAUAUCUCCCUGGAUAUUUUAAAGGGUGUUUUGUUUGUAACACUGUGGGAGCUUGUUAAGAAAGAUCCUUGAAGAUUUUAAACCUACAAACCCAUUCCUAAAUAACUAAAACCAUUGAAAAUAGUUCAAAGUCUUAGAAAAGUUUCGAGAAUUCUUGGAAAGUGAACGAUUUGUUAUGACCAGUCCAGAAACAACCAAGUCACGAAAUUCAUGCGAUCAGCAUAGUUAAAAGGCUUCCUCCGCUUGAUUGCUAUAGCUUGCAAAACCCCAAGUUGGUGACAAAUGCCAAUUAGUGAUUAUUGUCUUAUCGAAACUUAGAUGUGUUAAUUCGUCCUGAUACAAAAGUCUCAUUUCUUUUCACAGGUAUUCGCUGGCUCAUAUCACAGAAAGCUUUUGAAUUUGUUAUCUGUAAGUCUCUUUGAAUCUUUGCUGCUAAAUUGUAGAAUUGCAUUUCACUUGAAUUUAGCAAAUUCACUUACACUUUGGAAUAUUGUCUUGUAAUUUCCAGACAUUUCAAGAGCUGAAACGUAAAGAAAUUAACUCAAACGUUUUUAGAGGCCUUGUCGUAAUAGCUAAGCUUCAUUAAUUAGACCUAUGAACAAACAUUUAUUGGCCUUGAACUCCACUUUCAGGUAAUGCUUAGCUACUCUUCAUGUUACAUUCAGAUCAUUAAUUUCUGCUUUAAAUAAUCGUCUUUGAAAUUUUCUUCUUUAACAGACGCAAUUAUUAUUACAAAUGGGAUUUCAGUUGUUGUGGAUAUCAUUGUGUUUUCCAGUAAGUUAUUUUUUUCUCUUUGAUCUUAAGCUUAUCCAAUUAUGUCGUUAAAAAAUCUGUUUAGAAUUGAAGUGUCUCAUUACACCACGCAACGAGGCGGCGGCCUAUCAAAACUGGAGGCAAUUUCUCUUGACCGGUCUUGUGACUAGUACCAAAAGCGGGAAAAACGCCCGUGAAAAAGCCGCGGCGCGUGUUGGGUUGGCUUCUGAUUGGCUAAAAUAGUGGAGUGAGUUUUGUGAGCCAAUUAGAUAACGCGGGGCACUUACCCAAAUAAAGAAAUUCUGUGCAUCCGUGCAUAGAUGAUAUUUGUUCUGACCGAAAAAUAUGUUGAGCGUUCCAUGCGAAAGAUUUUAUUUACUCUUUAUUUGCAGACACUCCUCAAAAUGAAAGGCAAAAGAAGAUUAGAGAGCUCCAUUGGUACCAUAUAGUCUUCAUUUGUAGUGAGUUGAUUCAUCGAUGUGACAUGUAUUUUUCCCUAAAUUCUUUUUUCUGAUACGAUGCAUAGCUCGAUUUAUCUUUGUAAAAGUUUCUAAGUUGGUUCCGUUUUGGAUUUAAAUUAUUUGGGCUGUUUUUAAAGACUCUUUCAGAUAUUUGCAAUGUAACUUUAAUGUUUCCAGUUUAUGCAACAGAAGCCUUGCUCAAACUCCUUGGUCUUGGUUUAAGGGAAUAUUUCCUGUCUGGCUGGAAUAUGUGAGUAUUUAAGAAUGGAGUUUAAGUUAUGCUUUCUUGUGUUGCAGUUAAGGCUAUCGUUUCUGUCUUUGUAGAAUUUUUGUAGAUUCUGACUUGGAACUAAUUUUUGCUCAACGCGGCGCAGUCGCUGAAACUAUGAACAACCGUGAAUAUCGACACUGGUUGCAUUUCGCAUUUGCAUUUUGUGUGUAUUAAGUGAACAGGCAUUGAAGGAUAGAUACAUUGCAGAUGUUUGUUUGUUUGUCUUUUUGCGGGAAAAAACUUUGAAAUAUGUCAAACUGUUAUUUACAUAUUACAACAGCGCUAGCUGUUAGCCAAAGAAAGUAAAUAUGUUUUAGAAGAGUUUUCCCCGAAUUCAAAUCAUUAAUCUGGGAUUAAUUGUCGGUAUCUGAGCAACUGUACAUGUGCACCUACCCCUCAACAUUAACUCAACAUUAACCUUCGCUCAGUUGUUAUCAGUUGACUGUUGUCGAGUUAGGGGAGGGGUGGGUGUGCAGUUGUUUAAUAACUGACGUUGAUCCAUUAACUUCCUUAUCGUGAAUUAAACGCUUCUAUGGUUACGCUAUCUUACAGAUUCGACUUCUCUGUAACUGUGGCUGGUUUUAUUGGUGCAGUUUCAACAUCUUUCAGUUUUGUCGUCUGUGUGAGACCCUUGAGACUUUUGCUGUAAGUAUUCAGUUCUUUUUAAAAAAUCUUAUUGAGUUUUUCAUAUUACUAAAGCAAUUAAUAUUCCUUGCAGACUUUUUAAAGUGAAACAAAUAUACCGUGACUUGUUUGAGACAAUAGGUGUCUUGUUACCUCGAAUGGCCAGGUAAUACGUUCUUGUUCCAGUGGAAUUGUUCAUUGUUAAGUAGGCGUUGCACUGUUGCUGAAAGUUUAUUCAUGGCUGAGCGUGAGAAUGACAGUUUGUCACGCAACGUCUUAACGUUACUCACAAGAAACGAUUUUUCUCUCAGGGUUGCCGUCGUCAUUCUGUUGAUGUACUACUCGUUUGGAAUAAUUGGAAUAGAAUGCUUCUCUGGACUCGAACUAAAGAAUUGUUGUGUGUAA